CCAACCACUGACAGUUUCUUGGUAGCUUUAGCCCGGUAUUCUGUGCCUCCUUGGACCAAUUCGCUCGUCGGACUUCUAUAACGUGCACUCGUUGGACUCUGUGCAUCCUAUCGUCCUCGACAAGUCCUGCCAAUCAAGCCAGAACACCCUCAAAAGGUCUUCAUCCUUAACCCAAGUUACAUUGCUGCUACUUAAGAUUACUCUCAAGGGUAUUCCUCCUCGACUCAUUUAUUAGGUCUUCCUCCCACGGAUAAAAACCUCGGCAGCCUCUCCCCCCCCCCCAAGACACUUGUUAAGAUGCUGGCACUGAAAGUUCUCGUAGUGCUGACACUUGGCACUCUAGUCUCUUCGUCAGCCAUCCCUAUCUGGGAACUCCUCACUCGUCAGGAAAAGAUGGGUCGGCUGAUGUACGUGUUUAUUCACUUGGUCGACCAGUACUGCAAGGAUUCCAAUAUACCAGACUGUCGCAAAGUUCUCACUCUGUACGGCAUGUCUAACCUGCUCAACGAGGAGGACAAUUCACUAGAUUUCAUGGACCCUUACCAGAGCAACUCCCGAGGCAUCAUCUGGGACAGGGUCAUGAAGGGCGAUUUCAAGCUUCCUUCCUACAACACUUUCUACCCUGAGAGUGUUUCUGCUAGUGAUGAAGAUUAUGACCUAAUGAACGAGGUUCAGGACAGACCUUACUCCUCCUCCUUCGGAAGUCACAAGGUUGCCAAUGACCCUCAUCCCUACGCCGUACGUGUCCCUGCCCCUGCCAAAUUCACCUCAGCCCACGCCACAAGCAGUCACCCCUACGCCGUGCGUGUAGCGGCUCCCCCUCAAGUGGCAAGCCAGUCCUCAGGACCUGUAGGCAUCAAGGCCAGUGCCGACUUCGAGCCUAUGAUGACUGAGAGCCGCACUUCGACUUCCUUCAUCCGCCGCGUACUGCCAGGCCCAGCUGCUCCCAGGCUGGUACGCUACAGACGCAGUAUCUUCCCUGAAGAGCAGAUGAAAGAGGCGCUCUCGCAUGUCCUCAACAAGUGAAGAGUCUAUGCUUCAUCUACCCAGUACCUCCUCUCACCGCUGUUGCUAUACAGAGAUGGCCAGAGGUGUGUAUGAGUGUGUAACAAGACUCGACAGCCUCAUGAGUGUUGAGGUCCUCUGACCAGUGUUAAUGCUUUAAGACUCAGUCCAGAACGCUUCCUGAAGGACUACCCGUGUUCCAAUUGUGAGGCUUUUUAGAU
Cherax quadricarinatus is the source of this 1226-nucleotide messenger RNA. RefSeq names its product Rhythmically expressed gene 5 (gene Reg-5). The record is from RefSeq and is a predicted model, not a curated record. NCBI's taxonomy places the organism in Eukaryota, Metazoa, Arthropoda, Malacostraca, Decapoda, Parastacidae.